CUACAAUAUAACAUUUAAAUAUAAUGUCUGCGGGUAGUAUUUUCCAUAAAAUUCUUGAACCACGAGCACUCCACUUCUUCCGGAGACCAACAUCAUGUUGUAUUCCAGCAUGUCCUAUAGUUUCAGCCAGAACUUUUCGUCGCUCACUGAGAACGUUUCACUAUUCAAAGAUCACCUGGUUCAUACUGUACUUCCGCUUGAAGCGUGUGAUGUACCACACAAUGAAUACUUCCCAUUGUACGUCGCAGCUGCGACACUAGUCACUUCCUUAAUUCAUUAUGGAUUGACCGUUCUUUCUUUCUCUGCUUCGGGAAAUUCCCAAACGACGGGCAAGCGUCCUCCGCUGGUACCACACUGGAUACCUUUUCUAGGAAGCAUACCUCUUGACUUCUGGUGGAACCCACGAAAAUUCGUUUUGUCGUCGAGAUAUGUAUUCUGGAGUCCGCAUCCAAUUAAAGUACGUCUUGCAUUUGGGGACUUCUACAUUCUCCAAGGUGCAAAAAAUAUCCUUGCACUCUUCAAGCAACACGCCCUCUCUGCAUUCGUUCUACACGGAUCUCUACUCCGUUACGUCUUUAGACUCCCAGAAGCUGCAGCCGGUGUUUACUCCAAAGACGACUCGGGAGAGCACCCAAAGCCACAUGCGGAUAGCAAAGUCGAACCUCGCAACCGCGUGGACUUUCUUACGCGCUCAUCCUUCCAACGUUUCCUUACUGGUCCGGGUUUCGCUCCGUUUUCCAAACGUUUCGUGCGCAGUGUCACCCACCGCUUCCAGUCCCUUGAUGUCGGAAAUGACUGGACGCAAUGGAACAACCUUGCCGAUCUCUUCCACCACGAUCUGACGAGCUGCGCAAUCGAUGCCAUGUGCGGGCCCAAACUUCUAGAACGCCACCCCAACUUCACUAAGGACUUCUGGGUCAUGGAUCAUAAUGUUAUGGCUCUAUUUACCUGCACUGCAAGAUUUCUAGUCCCGAGCGCCUACCGCGCUCGUGAUCGCUGCCUGGCAGCAGUGAAAGACUGGCACUGUUGGGCACGAGAGAACUUCGACCCUGCAUCCAUUGGUUCCGACGGUGACGAUCCGUUCUGGGGAACAAAGUUUUUCCGAGAGAGACAAGAUAUGUUUUAUAGCAUGGACGGAUUUAAUGCCGACGCAGUAGCAUCUCAAGAACUUGCUUUCAUUUGGGGCGGCAACACAAACGCCAUCAUAUCAGCAUUCUGGUGCACGCUCGAAGCCUUCCGCGACCCAGACCUCCUCCGUGACGUCCGUGUGGAGGUCAAUUCAUGCAUCAAAUCCCACACCACCGACGACUUGACUUUCGACAUAGACUGUCUUCUCCGGCAACCCAUUCUCCAGGCUAUAUAUGCCGAAACAUUACGCCUCCGGGUAAACGGGUUUUUAGUUCGUUGUCCACUCAAAAGCGACCUGAAAAUCCACGAUUACACAAUCCCAAAGAACCACUUCGUCCUUACAAGUUCAACUCCUGGCCACAUGGACCCAGAAAUCUGGUCCACUGGCACAAACGCCGCUCAUCCACCAGAGAAAUUCUGGCCCGGGCGAUUCUUGAAGCAGAGUCCCAACCCCUGCUCCACUGCCACUCAUUCCAUCACACAAUUCUCUCUCUACGGAACCGAAGGCUCCUGGAUGCCUUACGGUGGGGGCACUCAUACCUGUCCUGGCAAGAACUUCGCUAAGCUGGAAAUCCUUCUCAGCAUGGCUCUUAUGGUCACGCUGUAUGAUGUUGAGAUUCUGGCAAGUGAGGCGGAUAUGGAGAUGAGUACGAGGAAUUUUGGGUUUGGGACGCUGAGUCCAAAGGGGAAGAUUCCGGUGAGGGUGAGGAGGAGGCGGAUAGGCGGGCUGUGAAGGGGCAAGGGAGCUGUUUAAUAUUAAUCUGUAAGUCUGAUGUUUUUUUUGUAAUGGAUGGAAUCGUAUAGGAGAGGGAAGGUUCACGAAAUUCCGG
Molecule: messenger RNA, 1958 nt
Organism: Lindgomyces ingoldianus
Lineage: Eukaryota; Fungi; Ascomycota; Dothideomycetes; Pleosporales; Lindgomycetaceae
Product: cytochrome P450
Exons: 3
Coding region: 95-1861 (588 amino acids)
Molecular function (GO): oxidoreductase activity, acting on paired donors, with incorporation or reduction of molecular oxygen; steroid hydroxylase activity; iron ion binding
Source: RefSeq, a predicted model, not a curated record